AGCCGUCUUGAGAGACGUGCGGCUAAAUCCGAAUGUUUCUAGUUCUCGGUCUAGUGUUAGUUCUAGUAUUACACUAGCACCAGUUCCUUUUCAAUUCACGUAUGGCAGUAUUAAGAUUAAACAACAUGACAAGGGAAGUGUGUUUUUUACAUAAACACAUAACACACUAAUAAUUGCGACACAAAACAGUAUGGGUAAUAAAUAAAAUGUUUUUCUCCUCGUUUUAGUGAAUAAUUUCCAAAAAAACUUGCUUUUUAUAACGUCAUCACCAUCAAUAUUUAUAAACGUACAAUAAAACCUCAAUAACACAAACAUAUAAUUUAGUUUGAGUAACAUCAGUGAUUUUUAUUAUUUAUUAGAAACAUAGUUUAUUUACACUUCACUCAAUAAAACACAUUAAAAACAUAGUUUAUUUACACUUCACUCAACAGAACACAUUAAAAACAAUUCUAUCUGACCAUCUACAUUCUCCAAUAAUAUUUUGAAAUUGUUUAUUAUUCCAAUUAUAAAUCUCUUAUCAAUUUUCCAAUAAAAUUUAUAGAUGCAGCGCACAAUUUUUAAAACAGGCUAAUAAUAACGUCUAUUUAAGAUAAUAAUCCGAAUAUUUUUCGAAGUGUAUCAAUCAUCUUAUAUACACACUAAUCUUUUGAGCAUCUUUAAAAAUACAUCAAAAUCAUCUCACACUUUAAAAUGCGUUGCAAACAAUUCCUGGACACAUAAAGUUGCUAAAACGUUUUCCAAAUAACUGUUAAAAGUGACGCAGAAUGUUGGUAAUUUCUAUGAAAAUCGUUCGGUUUAAAUAGUUGUAAUUUUAGUAUUGCAUUCUUUGAAUUGAAGCGUCUUACACCACAAUGGUAAAUAUGCUACCAAAUAACCCUCAAAAACCCAAAGAUGUACUCAAUAAAAACGGUAAUAAAUCACCACAAUUUAUUGCAGCCACCUCAGCUUCUUUUGCUGCAUUUUCAACCGGAACAAUUCUCGGAUGGACCUCUCAAAUUUCCCCACAACUUUUAAACGGUGAAUAUGGUUUCCCCAUCAACGAAAACCAACUGGGUUGGAUUGGAAGUUUAACAUCCCUCGGGGCUGCGUUUCUCUGUUUAUUUAUCGGCCCAUUAUGUGAUUUAAUCGGAAGAAAACCCACGAAACUCUUAAUGGUUAUUCCAUUAAUUAUAGGUUGGGGUUUAAUUGCUUGGGCAGAAAACGUAGAAAUGUUAUAUGUCGGUCGAUUUUUAACCGGGAUGAUUGGCGGGGCCUCUUUAGUCACAGCCCCGCUUUAUUGCAGCGAAAUAAGUGAAAAUAAAAUAAGAGGAACGUUGGGUUGUUUAACGCAAUUAAUGAUUUCGUUUGGUUUAUUUUUUGAUGUGAUAAUAGGGAAAUACGCCGAUAUUAAAACGUAUACUCUGUGUUGUUUUGGUGUUCCGUUUGUGUUUAUCGCAUUUUUUAUUUUUAUGCCAGAAACUCCGGUUUAUUAUUUAAAAAAGAAUAACGUCGAAGAAGCACGUAAGGUAUUAUUAAAAUUACGAGGAAAUAACUACGACAUCGAAACAGAAAUCAUCGAAAUAAAACAAAGUUUAGAUUUAAGUCGAGGAAAUAAUUUCAUUCAAACGAUUAAAGAUGCAUCGACACGGAGUUCAACCCGAAAAGCUUUCUUAAUUACAUUCGGCUUAAUGAGUUUCCGAUUUUUAUGUGGCGUCGAUUCAAUCACCGCAUUUACAUCUUAUAUUUUUUUAAAUGCUAACGAAAAUUUCGACCCUGAAAUUGGUCCGAUAAUCCUCGUAGCCAUUCAAGUAAUUUUCGGUGUUAUCCAAUCAUCCGUUGUAGACAAAAUUGGUCGAAGAAUUCUUUUAUUACCCUCUCAAAUCGCGAUCGCAAUCUCUUUAACCGCCGUAGCAGUCGGUUUCUUAUUAAAAAAUCAAAAUCUCGUCGAUGAAACCGCUUUGGAAAUCAUCAAUUUCAUCCCAUUAAUCGCGUUGGGCGUUUUUUACGUUGGAUUUGCGAUGGGUUUAGCUCCUAUCCCUUUGAUGUUAAACGCCGAAAUUAAUCCGCAAGAAACCAAAUCUUUAGUUAGUUCAUUUAAUAAUUGUUGGGGUUGGUUAUUAGCGUUUGCUAUAACAAAAAGUUUUUUACCAAUCCAAGAAGGAAUUGGCCCCGAAGGUGCGUUUUUUAUUUAUGCGGGAUUUACCUUUUUGGGCGCGCUUUUUAUUUGGGUGUUUGUACCUGAAACUAAAGGAAAAUCGAACGAAGAGAUUCAAGCGAUUUUAAUUAAACAUUAAUUAUUCGUACCUAUUUAUUGUUUUGAUAAAAAAUUUGAGAUUGUUAAUAAUA
This is a messenger RNA of Onthophagus taurus, 2325 nucleotides long. RefSeq names its product facilitated trehalose transporter Tret1-like. Lineage: Eukaryota; Metazoa; Arthropoda; Insecta; Coleoptera; Scarabaeidae. Gene Ontology annotation, biological process: transmembrane transport. Gene Ontology annotation, cellular component: membrane. The record is from RefSeq and is a predicted model, not a curated record. Gene Ontology annotation, molecular function: transmembrane transporter activity.